UAUUACGCAGAUUUAGUGUAAGUUUCAAGUUAAUCGUGCUGGUAUUGAUAAAGGCAAAAACAUAUUGCAUAUUUUACCUGACCCGGAACACGGUUGUUGCAAAAACAAAUACAUGCUCCUAAAUACAUAUUUCAUAUUUUGCCAUGACAUUUCUACUUUCAAUAUGUUGUAAAUAUAUCUCUUAACAUUUAUGUAAAGUUUGAGGACAUGACACUAUGUAGUUUUAAGUAAUCUGGAAAAAUGUCCCCUGAUUUAUAUUUUUGCUAGCAAAUUUCCUUUGUGGCUAGAGCAGACCAAUGAAAAUGAUUUAUUAAAAUAUUUAGAGAUGUUUUUCAGGACUGUUUCUGAACAUUGUCUUGAUGAGGUGAUCAUUUGACCCAAUUUUAAUAAUUAUCCUCCAAGGGGUUUUAGAGAGCGUACACGAAAUGGAAGGCUAAAACCUUUGACCUUGAGUUGUGACCUUGAUCUUGAGCCGACAUGGCUGACUCAUGGGUUCUGCACAUUGUCUUGAUAAGGUGAUCAUUCGACCCAAGGUUCAUGAUUAUCAUUUAAGGGGUUUAGGAGAUACAGAGCGGAUACGAAAUGGAAGGCUCAAACCUUUAACCUUGAGUUGUCACCUUGACCUGGAGCCGACAUGGCUGACUCAUGGGUUCUGCACAUCAUCUUGAAUAAGUGAUCAUGAUUGUGUGACUAAAGCUGUAGAGUUUUUUAUACCUAUUCGAAAUUUUAGCCCGCCCGCUUAGCUCAGUAGGUAAGAGCGUUGGUCUACGGAUCGCGGGGCCGCGAGUUCGAUCCUCGGGCGGGGCGUAUGUUCUCCGUGACUAUUUGAUAAACGACAUUGUGUCUAAAAUCAUUAGUCCUCCACCUCUGAUAAUUCAUGUGGGGAAGUUGGCAGUUACUUGCGGAGAACAGGUUUGUACUGGUACAGAAUCCAGGAACACUGGUUAGGUUAACUGCCCACCUUUACAUGACUGAAAUACUGUUGAAAAACGGCGUUAAACCCAAAACAAACAAAAUCGAAAUUUUAAUUACAUAUGCAUUUGAUUUUGAAUAUUAAAAAAUCAUUACUGUCGUAUCUUCUUGAGUUAAAAACAUCUGAGAUUUUCCCAAAAAUCUUAAAAGGUUGCAUGAAAUAAAUCAAACGCGGUUUUUAUAUACCGAUUACAUGUUUCAUUAGUCUACGCCCAAGACUAUUAGUAAUUGUGUAACUUUUAAGAAUUUAAGUUUAUAUUAAUAUAAAUUCAGUUGAUCAACUAUAACAAUAUAUAUACUUGAUCAAUUAAAAUUAUAUUAAUAUCAACUUAAAUUCCUAAAAGUUACACAAUUACUAAUGUGAACGAUUCCCUCCAUUAUUUCCAAAAUUAACCCAUUCACGGUAUCGUACUUUACAGGUAACAAUUUUCGUAUCGUCAAGUAUUUACUAUAAUAUUGAUUAUAUUAACAAAAGCAGUCAAUUAAAGACAAUUUUAAUAUUGUCUUUGACAUAGGACACUUUUGAAUUAAAAAUACCGGAAGGCGAAGACACGAAAGAACGAUAUUGCACAUUUGUCGUGUGUUCGUGUCGGCGGGUCGAAGACACGAAAACACUAAAGCUCGAAAACUGCUUAUUUUUCGUGUGUUUGCCUUUCGACUUUUGAGACGAAUACACGCAGACACAACAAAAGAAGGCCGACAACACGAAGUUUUAAUACCCGCCGACACGAAAAGUGAAAGAUACAAAAGUUCGUGUGUUCACCCUUAAAUUAUUGUUAUUUCGCCUUCAAUGUUUCGUGUCGUCGAGCAUUAUUUCAACCUUUCGUGUUUUCGUUACUUCGACAUUUCGCAGAAAUGACAGAAAGCGACCCCCAUAAUAAACUGUGAUAUGUACAUUCAAAAGUACACAAAACAUUGUGUGUAGUAAAAACGUGAAGGUAACAGCUUGGAUAGCAAGCGUCCACCGGUUUGGGUAACUUAGUCUCUUGGACUUAUCUUGCGAGCUGCUAAUGUUUGUUUCUAACUUAUGUUUUCAUAGUUUGGAUUGCAAACAAAAGUGGUUAGUGGUACAUGUUCAAAUAUGUAUUCAGACAAACGAAGCAUGGCCAUCAAUUACUCAUUAGAUUUUUAUAAAUGUAUAUGCUUAUAAAACUGAGAUGUAUGCUCUCAAAGAAAUAUUCAUUUGUUGAUCAAUAUGAAUUGUUCAUUUUACCUAUGUACUUAAUCAAACUGAUAAAGAAAACGAGAAUCAUGAACGUUUUUGAAAAACAUGCUUACUCCAGUGCAAUCUGGCUUCAUUCCAGGUGACUCAACAGUCAACCAAAUUGUCUUCAUAUAUAACACCCUAUGCAAAGCUUUCGAUAACGGUUUUGAGGUGUGUGGUCUUCUUCGAUAUCAGCAAAGUCUUUGACAAAGACUGGGACAGAGGUCUAUUUUGUAAACUUAAACAUGUUGGGAUUACAGGUGCUCUCCUUAAAUGUUUUGAAAAUUAUCUUUCUAACAAACGUCAACGAGUUGUCCUUCCUGGAGUUAAAUCAAUCUGGGCUUUUGUAAAAGCUGGCGUUCCCCACGGAUCAAUCCUUGGUUCCUUACUAUUCCUUAUCUUCAUAAAUGAUAUUGUUGAUGAAACAUGAUCAUGUGUUAAUCUUUCUGCUGACGACACAAGUCUCUACGUUAUAGCUGAGCAACCAGAUACAGCGGCAGGUCUUCUUCAGUCUGACAUUCAAACAAUAUCUUCGUGGGCAGAUAAAUGGCUCGUCACAUUUAAUCCUUCUAAAUCUGAAACUUUGUUGAUAUCAAGAAAACGAAAUGGCCAACCACACCUUCCUCUCCAAAUGUAUAAUCAGUACAUACCCGAAGUAACUGAACACAAACAUCUGGGUGUAUUCUUGUCAAGUGACUGCUCCUGGCAUCCUCAAAUCAACUACAUUUUAGAAAAGGCGUGGAAGAGGGUAAACAUUAUGCGCAAACUGAAAUUCUCACUUGAUCGCAGAUCUCUUGAAAUUCUUUAUCUUUCUUUCAUUAGACCUUCACUUGAAUAUGCUGAUGUGGUGUGGAGCAAUUGUACUAAAUAUGAACUUGGCCAACUUGAUAAAAUUCAAAAUGAAUGUGCACACGCAUUGCGUCUGGUGCGACUAAACUUAUCCAAUUAGAAAAUCUAUAAAGAGAAAUACAUUGGGAAACUCUCUAAAAUAGACGCUAUAAACAUAGACACAUCUUGUUCUUAAAAAUGAAGUCAAAUUUGACCCCAACAUGUCUGUUUUCUUUUGUUCCUGACUCAGGUGACACACGUUACAAUUUAAGAAACUCAGACAACAUCCACGGUAUACCCGCAAGAACAACACUUUAUUUCAAUUCAUUUUUGUCUUCAGCUAUACGUGAUUGGAACCUGCUUAACCCUGAUAUUCGCAACUCUCAAACACUUUCUUCAUUCAAACGAAAUUUAAACUUAAACAAGCGACGUACACCGAUAUAUUAUUACGCUAGGGACAUGAAGUCUCAGGUUCUCCAUACAGGUCUCCGUACUAAAUGCAGUGCAUUGAAUUUUCAUUUGUUCCUUAGAAAUAUUUCCCCUACACCAUUAUGCCAAUGUGGCAAAAUUGAAACUAACUAUUACUUUUUCUUUUAAUGCACACUCUACAAUGAUUGUCGGAACGAUUUUCUAAAUAAUCGGCGGAGAUAAUGACUUGGAUACUGUUCUUUUUGGUAACCCAGACCUUUCUGACUAUAUUCUUCUACGUACAGUCCUUCAUAUCGGACAGCAAGAGAUUGUUAUAAGUCAAAUGACCCCUUUCUUAAGAUAAACUUCAACACUUCUAUCUUUAUAGUAUAGAGUAUCACGCAAUAGAUAUCAUUACCUAAUAAUUACUUCACCCUCGAACACCUAUAACAACAAUUAAUCUGUGCACAUUUGUUUUCAGAUAACAUAAUGAUAACAUUAUUUUUUCUAGUCCCAUUUUAGCUAUAAACGUAUAAUAUGUCUACUACAAGUUAAUUGUCCGCGAAGGAGAAGAGGUCUAUAAGCCUUGUCUUCCAUUCUUAUCCUUUUCUGAGUUAUUAUAUUCAGUGUAUGACUAUGUAUCAAUGUAUAUGUUUACUUUUUGGGAAUAAAUAUGUUUAAGCUAAUCAAACCGAUAUGUUAUUACUGUCGGUCUUUUUAAGGCUGUUUGAAAUGGAUACCGGAAGAAGUGUAUUAAGAUUAAAAUGUGUUCCAAGAGGCCAGAUUUAGUUUUAUACACAUUGACGCACACCGAACACACUGGCAACAGACCAGAAAGAAAAUGCCACUAUACUCGUACAUGUUAUGCCCUUCCCCUAGGUAUACUAUAAGAACCGUGGUCAUGAAUAGUCCGUUUCCAUCAUUUCCCACCUAUAACGCCAUAUACAUGUAUAUAUGGAUGCCAUGUUGUUCUUGUUGUUGUGAUUUAAAACCUAUAUCUGAAAUAAUGCACAAACACGCACAGUACUAAAUUACACUCUAUUAAAAUACUCGUAUGAUUUGUCAGCAAUGUACACACUCGAAAGCGAUAACGCACGGAUCCUUGACCUGAAAAUCCGUAUGUAAUCUACCAAAGAUUAACCUUACCAAAUAUUACAUGUGCAAGCAAUCAUGGUGCAAGUUUGUUUCGUUUUUGUUACCUGCUUUUUCCUUGCAGGAAUAGUCAGUUCAGUUGAUUUUCCUAGAGUAUCAACUAAACUUGGAGAUAUAAAUGGCGUUUAUAGUACAGUGUCAUUUAAAAACAGAGAAUUCAAAGUUAAGAGAUUUCUUGGUAUACCAUACGCAAUGCCACCUGUCGGAAAGUUAAGAUUCAAGAAACCGGAACCAGUUGAAAUAUUAUCACCGAAUCCGUUUCCGGCAGAUACAUUCGGAUCACCAUGCGCUCAGGUUGACAUGUUUGGUCAGAAAAUAGCAGAAAACUCGCUAACAGAAGAUUGUUUAUUUCUAAAUGUCUACGCCCCACAUCAAGAUCCGGACAAAGUGACGGGGCAUGCUGUGAUGGUGUUUAUACAUGGUGGUGGGUUCUCGCUUGGCACAGGAAACACAUAUAUCGGCGACCGUUUAGCGUCUGUCGGUAACGUCAUAGUUGUAACUAUAAAUUACAGACUUUGGAUAUGGGGCUUUUUGGAUUUCAAUGAUGAAAGAGCUCCAGGAAAUAUGGGCUUAUGGGAUCAACAGAUGGCAUUGAAAUGGGUGAAUAAAUACAUUGAAUCUUUCGGAGGGGACAAGGAUAGGGUCACAAUAUUUGGGCAGUCGGCUGGUGCGAUAAGCGUUGGUUUACAGGCCCUAUAUCCUAAAAAUAAAGGACUUUUCCAAAACGUUAUCGCAGAGAGUGGAUCUCCAACUGUCAUGAGCCUUGUCAAGAAUAUAAACGAAAACAUACAACCUGCAGCAUACUUGGCACAACUGCUAAACUGCAGAACUGAAAACAACGAGCAAGUGUUUGAGUGCAUUCAGAAAAGUGACAGCGAGUCUUUGUUUAAAGCGUUUAAAAUUGCUUUAGCAGAUCCGAGGUUAUUUUGGAACAUUAUGUUCACACCCACAAUAGAUGGCGAAUUUCUGAAAAGUUCUCCUGUAAAACUUGUAGAACAAGCUAAAACUGAUGCUCCAGCUGAAGUAGAAUUUUUCAGAUCUUUGAGCUUUAUUAACGGGUUAAAUGGAGACGAAGGUGGAAUGUGGAUUCAGAUGAUAGAUGGUACAAAAGAAAGUUAUGAGGAUUUAAAGCUUUCCCAAGAAGACCUUGAUGAUAACAUUAUACCGUCAAUACUGCCACUGGUUACGGCUUCGCGUGUCAAGGAUUCAAACGUGUUAAAGUCACUAAUAAGUUCGAAGUAUAAAGACUGGAAAACCCCGUACGAGCCUAAAAACAUUGCAAAACAGGCUGUGAAACUAUUAGGAGAUAUAUACUUUACUGUUCCAGGUAUUGAAAUAGGCAGGUUACAUGUAAAUGGUCCAAACUCCGGUAGUUAUCUGUACAGGUUUACUGCAGGGGUCGAACGACAUCCCAUACCUACUCCCAGCUGGAUGGAUUUGGGUAACCACGCUGAUGAGAUUGGACCAGUAUUUGGUUAUCAUUUAGACUUUGAUUGGUUUGGUGGCAUAAAGGGUGAAUACUCACCUCCUGAAUGGGAAUGGAACUUGUCUGAAAGAAUGAUGACGUUUUGGACAAAUUUUGCCAAAUACAGCAAUCCAAAUGGACAGGAUGGCAGUAACAGUUGGCCGAAAUAUACAAUUGAUCGCGAGCAUUAUCUAAAUUUUGAUAGAAGAGAUCAUGUUGGACAAUACCUACACGCAGAUGAAGUGGAUUUUUGGCGGAAAAUAGUUCCGAUGGUGGAAGAACAAUGCCAUGACGAUAAGUUGUCUGCAUUCUCAAGAAAGUCGUCUGAUACAUGUGAUGCGGAAGGGGGUUGCAAUUAAAGAUAAAAUGAUUAUUUUAAGACAUUAAUCUCCGUGAAUAUUAUGUAACUAUUUUAGACAUGCUUUUAACAAUAUUUGGAGGCGGCGAGGGCGGGCGCGGUGGUGACAACAGAUAUAAAGAACAUUCCUUUAGUUUAGCAUGUGUUUUGUAAAUGACGUCAGAUUGCGUAAAGAACCGUCUUACGCUAGUAUUGUUUAUUCCAAAAAAAAUCGUUUUUCCCUCCGUACAAAACAUAAAGUAGAUGUAAAUAUGUAUCUGCAAGAAUGGUUGUAAAAUGAUAAUACAAUGUCACAACAGUUACUGUAAAUUUUUCGUGAUAAGUGUAACUUGAAAAAUUAAUUCAUACUUUAGUGUGUGCAUACAUGUAGGAUUUAAUUAUUAAUGCAUUUUAGUUGUUAAACGUUCAAAAUAUAAUUUACUAACUAACUGUUUAGCUUAUUAUUUAAUAACGCUUAUGCUACACGUUUAUACAUACGCACUCAUCAGUUUAUUUAUCUGAGAUAAUCUUAUAAGAUCCUUGAAAAAUAUUCAAACAUAUUUUGUAAUCCAAUCCAUGAUGAUACAUGAUAACAUAAUAUGAUACAAAAUCACAGAGAAUACUACGCAUUAUUUGCACAUUUCUCUUUAAAACUUUGCUGUGUUUUCCUUGCAUCAGACUUGAUCCCCACUUUUCUUUUGAUUUUUAUUAAGCGCAGGCAAUAUUCUUCAGGAAAAUGUAAGUUACAGACAUUUAAAAUGGGUCCUGAUAUGUGCUGCCUUUUACACCGCUUCGAGCACUUAUAAGGCUGAUUGCUACCAAAUCAAAUGUGUAGUGCAGGAAUACGGUGAAAAAUUCGUGCGAUUUGUAAGAAAGCAUCAAACUUUGUAGAAAGUGAGGAUAUGGUGUUGUGGUAAACCUGGGUUUUGGCAAAGAAAUAUUUUGCUUUUUGUGAUUAUUUUUUGAUGAAUUCACUGUUUUUUUUAGUGUAAGUUUCAAGUUAAUCGUGCUGGUAUUGAUAAAGUUACAGGCAAAAACAUAUUGCAUAUUUUUUCUGACCCGGAACACAAUUGUUGUAAAAACAAAUACAUGCUUCUUAAUACAUAUUUCUUAUUUUGCCAUAAUAUUUCUGCUUUCAAUAUGUUGUUAAUAUAUGUCUUAACAUUUAUAUAAAGUUUGAGGACAUGACACUAUGUAGCUUUAAAUUAAUCUGGAAAAAUGUCCCCUGAUUAAUAUUUUUGCUAGUAAAUUUCUUUUGUGGCUAGAGCUGACCAAUGAAAAUGAUUUGUUAAAAAUAUUUAGAGAUAUUUUUCAGGUUUUCUUGUCAAGGAUGUUAUUCUUUAUUAAUAUUGAUUUUUGUAGAUUUUUUUAGAAGCCUUGCUCCCUUGUAAUCCUUAGAUGUGAAUACCUAAUUUUGGCGGCCAUAUUGGAUAUUUUGGGGAGAAUGUGUGUCAAUUCUUUGACACCUGGUUUAAGAAAUUUAAUUUUAAAUCAUUAUUUGCAAUUUGAAAUGUACUGAUAAGAUUUAAUUUUUUCUCUAGUUUAUGUUAUUGGUUUUUGAUUACAUUAAUUCCGUUUCUUGCAUUUGAUGAGAAACGUUUUGCAUAUUUGGGAAAAUGUCAUUGACCAAUCAGAUAGCAGCAUUUUUGGUGCUUCUCUAUAAAUAUGGGCUUAUCAGUUAUUUCUUGGCUUUUCUACAUUACACUUUUGGAUUUAACACUUCUUCUUAGAUUGGAAGUUAUUGAGAAUUUAGAGCCACUUUAAGAAACUUUGGAUUUUAUUUUUAUUUGAGAAUAAAUUAGAAUUUUGGAGUUUAAUUUAUUUGCUUUUUAUUUGGAACAGUUAUGGAAUUUCCUGAUAAUAUCAAUAUAUUUUUAAUAGAACUAAAUUUCAGAAUUGGUGUAUAUAUUAAUUGUAGAAGCUUAAUAGUAUACAUAAUUUAGAUCUUUGUAGUUGUGAAUGUGUGAUUAUGAGUGGACGGUAGAUGUUUAGUAGAUUCAUAAAACUGGA
This is a messenger RNA of Mercenaria mercenaria, 8376 nucleotides long. Its product is annotated as carboxylesterase 1E-like. The record is from RefSeq and is a predicted model, not a curated record. The coding region runs from base 4583 to 6388 and encodes 601 amino acids. Gene Ontology annotation, cellular component: synapse; cell surface. NCBI's taxonomy places the organism in Eukaryota, Metazoa, Mollusca, Bivalvia, Venerida, Veneridae. Gene Ontology annotation, molecular function: signaling receptor activity; neurexin family protein binding. Gene Ontology annotation, biological process: presynaptic membrane assembly; neuron cell-cell adhesion; chemical synaptic transmission. The transcript has 2 exons.